AUGGCCACUUUCACUUCAAUUACUCAACACCAGUCAAUUUCGUCGUCAUUGUACCAAAAAUUUCAUGAAUCAACCCAUAUUUACUCCUCAAAAUCUAGUCAGUCAUCUUCUCUGAUGGUCAGCUUAGGAAGAACUCCUGCAGGUAGUUUACACUAUCGCGGCUCACCAGUGGGAUUAAGCAUCCGAAAUGCAGCAACUAAACAAGCUAAAUCUCCAGCUGAAGAAGAGUGGAAGGUAAAGCGUGAAGCUCUGCUACAGAAUAGGGUAAGAAGUGUAGACGCAAAAGAAGCUCUGCGUCUGCAGAAGGAAAAUAAGUUUGUGAUUCUAGAUGUACGGCCAGAGGCAGAGUUUAAAGAGGGGCACCCACCAGAAGCAAUUAAUGCGCAAAUAUAUAGGCUUAUAAAGGAAUGGACUGCAUGGGACAUUGCCAGACGAGCUGCAUUUGCAUUUUUCGGUAUCUUUUCUGGCACAGAAGAAAACCCUAAUUUCAUACAAGAGGUUGAAUCAAAAAUCAACAAAGAUGCCAAGAUUAUAGUGGCCUGCUCAGCUGGGGGCACUAUGAAACCCACCCAAAAUCUUCCUGAAGGUCAACAAUCAAGGUCAUUGAUAGCAGCAUACUUGCUUGUACUCAAUGGAUACAAGAACGUCUUCCAUCUAGAGGGAGGACUUUACAGUUGGUCCAAAGAAGAUCUGCCACUAGUUUCAGAAGAAUAGUUUGCAGAUAAUCGAUAACUCACGACUCUAUGAGGAAUUGAGGAGGUUAAUUUUGUACGUGUGCUAGAUAUCGUUUGUGUAUAGACAAUGAGUUUUCCUUACAUAGAGAGGAAGUUUAUCUUCUCCACCACAA
This is a messenger RNA of Spinacia oleracea (spinach), 847 nucleotides long. Its product is annotated as rhodanese-like domain-containing protein 14, chloroplastic. Lineage: Eukaryota; Viridiplantae; Streptophyta; Magnoliopsida; Caryophyllales; Amaranthaceae. The transcript has 6 exons. Bases 1 to 714 code for a protein of 237 amino acids. The record is from RefSeq and is a predicted model, not a curated record. Gene Ontology annotation, cellular component: chloroplast.